GGAAGCGCGGUUUCUGCUGCCUCCUCGGGGGCAGCCGCUGCGGGCUCAGGGAGUACCGCUGCUUGCACCAAACCAACUCGGGAUACAGGGAUUACUCCCACUCACUAGGGGUUUGCUUCACGGGCUGCCGUUACUUGAUUCUUCUCUCAUCAGCAACUGAUCAGAUGACACUAUGGGUGACAUGGCUAAAGUCAAAACAGUGCAUGAACUGAUGAGAAACAGCAUUGCCUUCUGAGAACACUAGCUUCCUUGUUGCCGGAAAUCCUAAGUGCAACUUUACUACGGAAAGAGACCCUGAUGUUCUGUGAUCAUUGAGCAGAGUUUGCAAGAAUGGAAAAGCAAAGGACCCCACUAGCUGUGUCUCAUAAAUAAAAAUUUCCAAGAUUCAGCUGAAUCGAAAAAAAAAUAUUUCAGCCAUGGGAGAAAAUGCAAGUUUUUGGGAAAGUUUGAUAUAUGCACAUCCUACGUGUACCACCUGGAAGCGAGAGGCAGAGGGAUCUAUCUACCACCUAGCCAGUAUUCUCUUUGUUGUGGGCUUCAUGGGUGGAAGUGGAUUCUUUGGGCUUCUCUAUGUCUUCAGCUUACUUGGAUUAGGCUUUCUCUGCUCUUCUGUUUGGGCUUGGCUGGAUGUCUGUGCUGCUGAUAUAUUCUCCUGGAAUUUUAUACUGUUUGCUAUAUGCUUCGUCCAGUUCAUUUAUGUUACCUACCAAGUUCGGAGUGUUUCCUUUGACAAAGAAUUCCAGGAACUCUAUAGCUCUCUCUUCCAGCCUCUGGGAAUUUCCUUGACUGUCUACAGGAAGAUCGUCUUGUGCUGUGAUGCAGAAGUGGUUACCCUGGAGAAGGAACACUGUUACGCCAUGCAGGGCAAAACACCUAUUGAUAAACUGUCCUUGCUUGUGUCAGGCAGGAUCAGAGUGACAGUUGAUGGGGAGUUUCUGCAUUAUAUUUUUCCUCUUCAAUUUCUGGAUUCUCCUGAAUGGGAUUCCCUGAGGCCCACAGAAGAGGGAAUUUUCCAGGUAACUCUUACAGCAGAGACAGAUUGUCGGUACGUGGCCUGGAGGAGAAAGAAGCUGUAUCUGCUGUUUGCUAAACACCGUUUCAUCUCCCGCCUGUUCUCAAUUUUAAUUGGGAGAGACAUUGCUGAAAAACUCUAUGCCUUGAAUGACAGAGUGCACGUGGGGAAAGGCUUUAGGUACGACAUUCGGUUACCGAACUUCUACCACGUUGCACUGCCGGAGACCCCUACGCUGCAGCCCUCCUACCACCUACAGAGAAGAUCCCCCCGGCGCAAGCCCCUGGGGAUUACAAACUGCAGCCCCUUCAGCUCACGGUCCUAGGAAGGAAAACUCUGCGGCAGCUGUUCCCCAGAGCAAAGAAGGGAAAUGUGAAGUGUGAAGCAGAAGGGCAGGAAGAUGAAGCAGAAUGAGACCCAGUCAUGCCAAAUUUGACUGACAAGUGCCAUUUACUUUCAUUGGAGUAGCUUGAAUUCUUUCUCUCUCUAGAGCCAGUGGAUUGGCUUCUGUGUUUGACUGUUUGUGCAAUGUGUUUAGUUUCUGUUGAUUCUUUUGUUGAUGUUCAUCUCCAUACUUCUAGAGGAAAACAAAUCAUUACAGGCUGAAGUUUUACUGUAACUGCGGUGGCCUCUGUGUUGUGGUUUGGUUUUUUUCGUUAAAGUAACACCAAAACCCAAACCCGUGGUAUUUGUUAUUACACUUUCUCAAAAUCAUUUGCCAUCAUGAAGUAUAGCUAGUCAAUGAAAACAAGUUGUCUUCAAGCUAUAGCAACUUGCUUGUAGCCUUCAUAUAUAUGCCAUGUGAACACUGUCUCAAUUAACAUAAAGAAUAUUGCCAAAAAAGAUUUAAGAAACCCAUUGUAUUUGUUUCCUUUCUUUCAAAAAGGAAAGAUUUUGAAAUGCACAGCAUGAUUCUUAAAACAACAACCAAAUAGAAAACAAAACAAAAAGCCCCCCCUCCCCCAGCAAAUUUUGUCUCAUGAGCAAUUGGUUUCUCCCUGGCGGUCCUAAUGAUGUAAUGUGUGAAAAUAAAGAUAAAUGUAAUUGCUGGCAUUACAAAAGUAAAGCAGUUGUGUCUGCUGCAAAUACAGUUUACGGAAAUGAUUGUGUAGUGCUUUUGAUAGAAUGUGAUGCUAUAGGACCUAGGCUUCCACAGUGUCAGUGCCAUUCAUGACAUAUUCAAUAAAUACUGCUAAUGAAGGAACUGCCAAACCACUGGAGUUUGUUUUACAAUAUUCUUUUUAGCUAGGUCUGUCAGAAACAGCUACAGCAAUAAAUACAAUUUUUAAAUUAAACAUUCUCACUAAGCUUCCAGAGUCACUUUUCUGUGCCUGUAAAAUUCCUGAUUUAAUAGUCUUUUAUUCUCUCCCUAAUUCUGUGGUGGUUUAAUGGCAUAAGUGAGCACCAGCUCAUGCUUUGGUAGGAGGGUGUUGCUUUUGACUUUGAGGUCACUGUGCCUUUGGGGAGAAGUGUCUGAAUGUCUUGUCCUCCUGCUAUGCCUGGUGCCUGCUAGUAAUCAGAAAAUAAGAAGCAUUACUAUUUUAUGAGCCUGUAUUGCUGCUUGGUACAUCUGGAGGUAGAUGACAUUUUUAAUAUUUUAAAACUGCUGGACUGUGAUAGGGCAACCAUUGUGUGUGUAUCUGUGGGUAUAUGGAUGAGUUUAGAUCUUGGGGAUUGUUGAUGGAGGACUUAAAAUAAUGAUGCAACCUC
This is a messenger RNA of Melopsittacus undulatus (budgerigar), 2722 nucleotides long. It is a transcript of the gene POPDC3, whose product is annotated as popeye domain cAMP effector 3. Lineage: Eukaryota; Metazoa; Chordata; Aves; Psittaciformes; Psittaculidae. The coding region runs from base 417 to 1337 and encodes 306 amino acids. Gene Ontology annotation, molecular function: cAMP binding. Gene Ontology annotation, biological process: skeletal muscle tissue development; heart development; striated muscle cell differentiation. The record is from RefSeq and is a predicted model, not a curated record. The transcript is spliced from 4 exons. Gene Ontology annotation, cellular component: sarcolemma.